UGUGUUAACUUCAAAUUCAAAGAUACUAAUAAUAUAGUAAUGAAUGCAAUCGUAAUUCGGAAGUAAUUGAUACAAGUAAAAAAGCUUUAAAAAACCCUGCGAGACACGACUUCCGAAACAGCUGCAACACUCUCUCCUUCUCUCUCUCUCUUUUGUUCUAUUGGUGUGUUCAAGAAUGGCGGAUGUGUUCUUCAGAAUCCAUUCUUAGUUAUUUUUCUCUUAGUUCUUUUCUAUUCUUCUUGCAAAACCUCUGUAUCUGAUUCCAUAAUGAGCCAACAACUCGGUGUAGAAACUAGUCAGUCCCAGCCCGAGACGCUACAGUCAACGACAUUUCUUGAUUUGCUGCGGCUCCAGAUGGACGGUCUCGAUCGAACCAGGAGAAGGAGCCGAACACUAAAGGAACGGCUAGGAUUCAAACGAAUCGGAUGCUGUGGUCCAACCUGGGGUCUUCGGUUAACAACCAGUACUACUACUAACACUCGCGAAGACGACGAACCGUUCGAUAACCGGGUCGUUUCCGGUUCAAAUCAUGGACCGGUUCAGUUAAACCAAGGUAUGAAUCUCGCAGCAGCUUUAGCAGCGGAGAGAAAUUACCGAACGGAGGAAACGGUAGCGUCAUCAUCAGGGAGUUUGACGCCGUUAAGAGUAUCGUUAAUGAGAUUGUUAGAGGAAACGGCGGAGAGAGUCGUCGUCGAAGGGAAUGAAACGGCGUCGUCGUCAUCGACGGUUAGAGGAGGAGGUGGUGUUAAUGAUUCAAUGUGCUGCGUGUGCAUGGGAAGGAAGAAAGGAGCAGCGUUAAUCCCAUGUGGACACACUUUUUGCAGAGUGUGUUCUCGAGAGGUGUGGCUUAAUCGAGGUUCGUGUCCCCUUUGUAACCGUCCGAUCAUCGAGAUCCUCGACAUUUAUUGAUUUCAUUGUAUCCUACGGCUCAUAAUACUAUUUGUCCCGUUGCACGUGACUCACCUCACUGAUGUUCGUGUUGCCUAGAGAUUCACGUGUGUGCUACAUAUGAAAUUUAAUACGGUUAUUGGA
Camelina sativa (false flax) is the source of this 1032-nucleotide messenger RNA. RefSeq lists its product as uncharacterized. The record is from RefSeq and is a predicted model, not a curated record. NCBI's taxonomy places the organism in Eukaryota, Viridiplantae, Streptophyta, Magnoliopsida, Brassicales, Brassicaceae.